Closterium sp. Naga37s-1 is the source of this 1922-nucleotide messenger RNA. Lineage: Eukaryota; Viridiplantae; Streptophyta; Zygnematophyceae; Desmidiales; Closteriaceae. The record is from the annotation of a GenBank genome assembly.
AUGUUUGCGAAAUCGAUUUCGGGAAGUACUAGUGGUAGUCGGAGCGGACGGAGAGACGGCGCGGACGGCAAGGACAUCGAAGCGGCGAUCCCCGUGCGCACCGCGGACUUCGACGCGAAGAGCGAGAACCACUACAUAAUCGUGAUCCACGGGACGUUCGACGCGCCGCCGCCGGACGGCGCGCCGACGUGGUACCAACCGCCGGCUCCCGGCGAGCAGAACUUCUGCCGGAAGCUGAGCCGGCUGCUCGCGCUGGGAUCCAUUGGCGAGGACGCCAUCUGGCGCGACCUGCCGUGCUCCGCGCUCCCGGGCAUCCCGUACCCGUUCCACUGGGACGGCACCAACAUGCACGCCGACCGCGUAACGGCCGCGAUGAAGCUGCACAAUUUGAUCGACCAAAUUGCUCAGAACGACCCGGCAGCUCGGAUCCACCUGGUGGCGCAUUCUCACGGCGGCAAUGUGAUGCUCAAGACGAUCGAACUGUACAUGGCAAAGUUGGGGCGGCGGCCGAAGGGCGAGUGGCAUCCGGCGGUGGCGAGGCAGUUUUGGGCGGCGCACAGGCGGAGUUACGAGCUGAUCAAGAAGUGGCGGCGAAUAGACAUGCGCGGAUCGUGGUGGCGCUUCUUCCCCUUCCUCAUCGUCUUCCGAGGGUUCAACGGGCAGAGGGCGAGCGGGGUGAAGGAGAGCUACCCGUGGGCGUACCAGCAGUGGCUGGACUCGCUGCUGCGCCUCCCGGCAGUGCGGCAGAGCCGCUUCCUGGCGUUCCGCCACGCCACCUCGCCCAUCACCAACGCCCUCGGCGCCCUCGUCUUCCUCGGCACGCCCUUCUACAUCAAAAAGUGGCAGAGCAACGGCUUUCUGUGGCUCCUCGUGUCGACGGCGUUCUCGGUGAGUGCCGCUCCUUUCAUCAUUGCCACGGGAAUCAUGCUUCUCAUCAAUGUGAAGCAAGUCAUGGAUGUUUUGCGCACCACAGUGUUCUACAGCGGCAAUCUCUACCACAAGCCAAGCUUUGACUGGUCGCCGGCCAUGUCUGCUCUCGUCAUUCAUGCCGGCAAGCUCGAUGAGGUGGACUGGUGGGCCUAUUUCUUCCACUGCGCCAUCAUCUUCGUGUGGGACACGCUCUUCUUUCUCCCGGCGGCCAUCAUGUCUGUGUGCUCACACAUCAUCGCGCCCAUUGUCACGGGAACGCUGCAAAAGAUGAUUGUUACGGUCAGCUUCGGGCUGUCGCCUGGGGAUUUGAACUACGCAUAUAUCUACGUGGACGAGCAUCUGGAUCUGGAUUUGGCUACUCAGCAAGUCGACCACUGGAACGUUCAGAAAUUGCUGGCAGAGGCAAAGACCAAGUCACUCAAGGGAGAGUUGAUGCCCGGCUAUGAGGAUGACACUGUGGAGCAACCCGAGUGGAUGGAACCUGUAUUGCAGUCGCCCCACCAGCCCUCACACCUGCACUCCCCACAUGCAGCUACUCCAACAGGAGCAGCAGCAUCAGCAGCUGCUGCUUCUGCUGGUUCUCCCGUUGAUCCCUCAACAUCUCCCCUCGGCACGCAGGAGACUCAGAGUGUGUUCGGUAGACCAAGGAGCAGGAAGGGGAGCAGGGGCGGCCGGCUGACAACGCUGGCUGCUGUUGCAGAGGCAGCAGUAGAAGCAAAUGAAAGGGGGGUGGGUUUCGGGUCACCUGAGAGGGAAACACAGGCAGGAGCAGCUGUAGGGGUGCAUGAGAGGGAGGGGGUAGGAGCAGCAGCAGGGGGCUAUCAGAGGGAGCAGGGAAGUGAGACUGCAGCAGGAUUGUCUGAGCAAGCCCGAGCAGGGGUAGGUGCGGGGAGGGGAGGGGGAGAGGGGAGAGAGGCGGAGGGGCGUGUGGUUAUGGGAGGGGUUGCAGAACGGGUGAAGCAGAGGGAGGGGAGUGGGGGAGAGGAAGAGUG